Molecule: messenger RNA, 189 nt
Organism: Schistosoma rodhaini
Lineage: Eukaryota; Metazoa; Platyhelminthes; Trematoda; Strigeidida; Schistosomatidae
Source: the annotation of a GenBank genome assembly
AUGGGAUUUCGGAAUGAAGCGAGUAGUGUUCCAGUUGUCUUGUUUUAUCUCUGUGGCAUGCCUGUCAUAUAUUCAGGCGAUAGAAUAGAAGAGAAUAACGAGGAACUAUUCUCAAUGUGCAAAAUGUUCUUGCACACAUUCGACAUGGCAAUUGAUUUACUGACAUGGGAGUGCAACUCAAACGAAAUC